AUGAGCGUGGUGAUCCGCAACGCGCAGCGGGCGGUGGUGGUGCGGCGCGCCCCGCUCCGCCGCGCCGUCGGCGCCCUGCGGGCCGCCCUGGGUGCCGCCCGCUUCGACGUGGCGCUGGUCUGCGCCAGCAACGGCACCAUGCGGCGGCUCAACGCGGCCUACCGGCGGCGCGACGAGCCCACCGACGUGCUCUCCUUCCCCUUCCACCAGGUGGCCGCGGGGGAGCUGCCGCGGCCCCGCUUCCGCGACGAGUACAACCUCGGGGACAUUUUCCUGGGGGUGGAGUACAUCGGCGAGCAGUGCCGCCGCAGCGGGGAGGACUUCGACAGCGUCCUCGCGGUGACUGCAGCCCAUGGAUUGUGUCAUUUGCUUGGCUACCAGCACAACACGAAAUCACAGUGGCAACAGAUGUACCAGAAGGAGAAGGAGAUCCUGGAGGAGCUGAGCAGAGCCACCGGCGCCGAGCUCCGGCCCCUGACAGCGGACCUCUUCUGAGGGAGCCGGCGGGGGGGAGGGCUGUCGGCGGACGUGCCGCCACCGGCGGCGCCCCAGUAAAGCCGCUUUUGCUCCGC
Rhea pennata is the source of this 572-nucleotide messenger RNA. It is a transcript of the gene YBEY, whose product is annotated as ybeY metalloendoribonuclease. The coding region runs from base 1 to 495 and encodes 164 amino acids. Gene Ontology annotation, biological process: rRNA processing. Gene Ontology annotation, molecular function: metalloendopeptidase activity. The record is from RefSeq and is a predicted model, not a curated record. Lineage: Eukaryota; Metazoa; Chordata; Aves; Rheiformes; Rheidae. The transcript has 3 exons.